Sesamum indicum (sesame) is the source of this 1206-nucleotide messenger RNA. Its product is annotated as cytochrome b561 and DOMON domain-containing protein At5g47530-like. NCBI's taxonomy places the organism in Eukaryota, Viridiplantae, Streptophyta, Magnoliopsida, Lamiales, Pedaliaceae. The record is from RefSeq and is a predicted model, not a curated record.
AUGGACAAGUUCUCCAAGAAUAUCGUCCUGUUGGCAUCUUUCUUGAUCAUCUUUCUCACGGCUUCUUCAUCUCGAGCUCAGAAUUGUUCAGACUACAGAUUCUCCAACAACAACAUCUACAAGGCGUGCAACAGUCUUCCUGCUCUCAACUCCUUUCUGCACUGGAACUACCAUCAAUCCAGCCACACAGUUGAUUUAGCGUACAGGCAGACAGGAAUCACGGCGUCCAAUUGGGUUGCUUGGUCCAUCAACCCGGGCGGAGGGGCCAUGAUCGGAGCACAGAGUUUGGUUGCUUUCCGCAACUCUAGCGGGCUUCUCCGUGCUUACACCUCCCCGAUUUCCAGCUACGGCACUCGGCUGGAAGAGGGCCCUUUGAGCUUCAGGGUUCCAGGUAUUGCCGCUGAGUUCACCAACAACCAGAUGAUCAUAUACGCGACCAUUGAACUUCCGAGAGAGAGAACCAGUUUUAUACAUGUUUGGCAACACGGUUCAACUUUUGGGAACACCCCUUUGAUGCAUUCUAUGGAUGGAGAACAUGUAAGAUCUGUUGGGACAAUUGAUUUCUCUACUGGGCUAACUACAAAUGUCGGCACAGCCACCUCAGAGUCAAGACGUCGCAUAAGAAACGUUCAUGGAGUGCUGAAUGUAGUGAGUUGGGGGAUUAUGAUGCCUAUUGGUGCAAUGGCAGCAAGGUAUCUAAAGGUGUUCAAGGUGGCAAAUCCAGCGUGGUUUUACCUUCACAUUACGUGCCAAUCUUCAGCCUAUAUUAUGGGCGUGGUUGGCUGGGGCCUAGGCCUCAAACUCGGCCAUGAUUCGCCUGGAGUUCAGGGAACGGCUCAUAGGAAUAUCGGUAUCACCCUGUUUAUCCUCGCAACAAUUCAGGUAUUUGCCUUGUUUUUGAGGCCAAAGCCGGACCAUAAAUACAGAUCCUACUGGAACAUGUACCACCACAGUAUAGGAUACACCGUGAUCGUCCUCAGCAUAGUCAACAUCUUUGAAGGAUUGGACAAAUUGGAUCCUGAAAAGAAAUGGAAAAGAGCAUAUGCUGGUGUGCUCAUAUUCCUUGGAGCCAUUGCUCUUCUGUUAGAAGCAUAUACAUGGUAUGUUGUGCUCAAGGGAAGACGGCAGUCGACGUCUGAUAAACACCCACAAGAGGCCAAUGGAGUGAAUGGAGCUUAAUGGAUAUCUUGCUUAGUACAUUUCACA